GAGGCCAUUUCACACGGAAAAUUGCCCAGCGUGAGCCAUGCCCGCACCAAAUCGCGCUAUGUGGGGCCAAAAAAAUAAUCGCAAAUUAAUUAUCGGCAUAUUCGGCUUCUGCCUGGGACUAUUUGGCAUAUUGUGCGGAAUGUUCUGGGUGGACCUAUUCAAUUGGAUCAUGAAGAAGGAAAUGGCUCUGGCACCCAACACACGUGUCUACGACAACUGGAAGAGUCCACCAUUGGAUCUCAAUUUGGAUAUAUAUCUGUUCAACUGGACUAACCCAGAGGACUUUGGGAAUCUCUCCACGAAACCUAUACUGGAACAGGUGGGGCCGUAUCGGUUUAACGAAAAACCAGAUAAGGUUGACAUUAACUGGCAUCCGGAUAAUGCCUCCGUGACAUACCGAAGACGUAGCUAUUUCUAUUUUGAUGCCGAGGGCAGUAAUGGCAGUCUGGAUGAUGAGAUUAUUACUCUAAAUGCAGUAGCAUUGUCUGCUGCUGCUACGGGAAAACAUUGGCCUGGAGUAAAGAAGGCCAUGAUCGAUGUGGGCCUCAAGAUGUACGGCGCCGAGAUGUCCGUCCAAAAAACGAUCGAUGAACUCCUCUUUACAGGCUAUAGCGACGCCAUGAUUGACGUGGCCCUAGCCAUGCCCAUUUUUGGUGACGAGGUGAAGGUUCCAUUCGACAAGUUCGGCUGGUUCUACACCCGCAACGGAAGUGCAGAUCUCACGGGUGUUUUCAAUGUUUUCACGGGUGUCGAUGACCUGGCCAAGUUGGGCCAAAUGCACUCGUGGAACUACCAGGAAAACACUGGCUUUUUCGAUUCCUAUUGUGGCAUGACCAAUGGUUCCGCCGGAGAAUUUCAGCCACAGAACUUGAAACCAGGAGACAGUGUCGGAUUAUUUACGCCCGAUAUGUGCCGCACUAUUCCAUUGGAUUAUGUGGAAACGGUUGAUGUUGAAGGGUUAAAAGGAUUUAAGUUCUCCGGAGGACCCCGUUCUGUGGAUAAUGGUACCCUAUAUCCUGAGAAUCUUUGCUAUUGUGGCGGAGAAUGUGUUCCCUCCGGAGUGAUGAACAUCAGCGCCUGCCGCUUCGGAUCUCCUGUCUUCAUGUCCUAUCCCCACUUUUUUAACGGCGACCAGUACUUCGUGGACCAGGUGGAAGGUCUGGAGCCCAAGAAAGAGGCUCAUGAGUUCUACAUGGUGGUGGAGCCUAGCACUGGCAUUCCCCUGGAAGUGGCGGCCAGAUUCCAGGUCAACAUGCUGGUCGAGCCCAUUGACGGGAUUAGCCUUUACACAGACAUUCCCAAGAUAUUCUUCCCACUGAUAUGGUUCGAGCAGAAAGUGAGAAUCACCCCAGAAAUGGCCGAUCAAUUGAAGCUACUCCCCAUUGUCCUGCUCUCUGGGCAAAUCUUUGCCGGAGUAUGCCUGGCAGUUGGCCUUAUUCUACUCUGCUGGGCUCCUGUUCAGCAUAUGAUGUCCUGGUGCAGGAGUCGCAGAUACGAUCUGAAAACACAAUCCAAGUCGAACGGCCAGUACAAGAGCCGGUCUCAGUUCUCCAGCGCCGAGGAGUUAAAGUCGAAGGCUUCUACGCUGGUGUGCGAGAAGAGUGUCAAAGGAUCUCCGGACAGUUCUCCGCUCCUAGAAAAAAGCCGAAAGCCUGCCAUCAUAAAAUCGCAGACGGGCGAGAGUGUGGCCACCGCUUCCACAGCCCUGAGUGGACAAUAAACACGAUUGAGGAUUGUCCAGGUUGGAGAAGCACCUCCUAUGCCAUCUAGAUAGUUAAGCCGUCCUAGUGCUUUAGUCUUAGGUCUUAGUUUAAAAUGAAGAAACACCCGACUAAAUUUCAACCAUUCCCUGUGUGCCUAUGCCAAAGAUGAGACCCACGGGGUCGACUGUAUUUUUCGAUUUUUGAUAAGCUUACGAAUACUCCUUAUACAUUCCCCAAUAUUAUAGAUGUGUCUUUGAAAUAAAAGCGUUUUGUUGACUUGAAAA
Drosophila bipectinata is the source of this 1987-nucleotide messenger RNA. RefSeq names its product scavenger receptor acting in neural tissue and majority of rhodopsin is absent (gene santa-maria). Gene Ontology annotation, molecular function: scavenger receptor activity. Gene Ontology annotation, cellular component: membrane; cytoplasm. Lineage: Eukaryota; Metazoa; Arthropoda; Insecta; Diptera; Drosophilidae. The record is from RefSeq and is a predicted model, not a curated record.